UCCCUUAAAUUCGUCGUUCAAAAUAAUCGAAACGCCUAACCUACUCUCGAAAACCAAAAUUAGUGUUUUUCUCGAUUCAUUCAUCAAUCAUUUUUAGAAAAUGGUGAAUCAAAACUGUAUAGGUUAGAAGUUUUAAAUACAUCAUUGUGUCGCUUGUUUGGAAAUUACCCCGAAGGAUUCAUAUGCGAACCUGUUGAAGCCUGUCUCGAAGAACGGAACAUCCUGGGUUAACCGAAAAGUGGUGGGACAAGCAGAGUACGUUUUUGAGGCAAAUUCGGAGUUCGAGGGACGUAAACUCGGACAGGACAAAAAAAAAAGGACUGUCCGUGUCAAUUUCGCUUUGAAUCGUCUUCCUCGAGGGUCGGUCGGUGUCCUCGGUCCCUGGAAGAAGUGCGACUACGAAAAGAGCUUGUAUACGAUUCGUCGUAAAGGAAUACACAGCUCUGCAAGGGCGCGUCGUUGAUUAUUUUUACGACGGAAACUUGAUAAAAUGGCCGACAAUUGGACACAGAACCCUCAGAACAUGAUUUGCCGGUACUUCAAAAAUGGAAUGUGUCGUGAGGGAAACAACUGCAGAUAUCGACACGUGCAAGGAAGCCAAAACAACUUAAACUUAAGUCACGUUGAUCUAAACCCAGAAGUUGUUUAUCUUAAAUCAACGACAGUCUGUCGCUUUUUCAAUCUAGGGACCUGCAAAUUCGGAAAUCGAUGUCGGUUCAGUCAUAAUUCAAACAACCAUUCCACUGCCACAGAAACAGCAAACUCUGAACCUCGCACCUCGAACAGCUCCUCCACGUCUGACUCGGAAAGAAUAAGUGAUGCCGUAAUCACAAGCGAUGAUUGGGCGAACGCACCAGAAUUCAUACCAUCGUCCAUCCCAACAACUGCCGCGGCUUCAUAUUGCGCAGAAGGAUCCGGAGCAUCUUUAUGUGGAAACGUAACGUCCGCGGUUUCUUAUGCGCAAGUGGUCAACGCAUCCUCUGGUCAGACUUCGAUUUCGGCAUCAGAUCCUCUUUGUCCAUACGCGGAGUCUAGUGGCAUUUGCAAAAAGCUCAACUGCCCUUAUCUACACGGAGACAUUUGCGAACUAUGUGGAUGCGCUGCGCUUCAUCCGUUAAACGAGGAGAGCCGAAAGAAACACACAAAUGCUUGUGUUAAACAACACGAGGUCGACAUGGAGAUAUCGUUUGCGAUUGCGCGCAGUCGAGAUAAGUCCUGUGGGGUUUGCUUCGAGACGAUUAUGGAAAAAUCGUCACGUGAGCAGAGGUUUGGUAUUCUGCCAAAUUGCAACCACUGUUUUUGCUUGACUUGUAUCAGAAAAUGGAGGCAAGCGAAGCAGUUCGAGAACAAAAUCAUUCGAGCCUGCCCAGAGUGCAGAAUACCCUCCGAUUUUGUUUGUCCGAGCAUGUACUGGGUUGAUACGAAAGAAGAAAAGGACAAAUUAAUCACGGAUUAUAAAGGCGCCUUAAGUACCAAAGAUUGUAAGUAUUUCAAGAAAGGCCGGGGUAAAUGUCCCUUUGGAAACAAAUGCUUUUACCUUCACGCAUUGCCCGAUGGCACCAAAACCGACGUGGGUCCACCGGUUCGACAACGUCGCAAUGCCGAUUCGGACAUAGAUAUAUUUCAUCAAUUACUCCUGUGGGAUUUUUUGGACGAGAGAGGAAACCGUUGGAUGUACAGCUUCGACGAUUUCGAUGACAUAAUCAACAACAUCUCAGACUCGGAUUCUGAUGACUGGUCAGAAUACGAGGUUCACGUCGUCUAGUCGUCCGCUUGGAAAAAAUUAUGAACGUGUCGCUCCGACCUGCCCCGAGUUGCACUCCUGCGGUUGAGUUGCAUCUUUAGCCCUUGUUCGAUCGCCUCGAAACGUACUAAGUAAAAAACAAAACAUUGGCGCUUGAAAGUUGCUCUAUCGAUUAGAGGUUUGCGCCUUAAUGACCCCGGGUGAUCUAUUGAUAUAUUCAAGUCUCUGGCAGUUCGUCCUUUUCCUAAGCCGACCCCAGUGGAGCCGCGAAAAUCGAUCAAGCGUUUGUGGUUGUCUACGAGUGAUUUCAUAGAUUCUAGGGAUAGGCACACUUUGGCGAAUGCGGUGGGAGUCUCUGUAAUCGUUCGCUUCUAUGUCUAAUAAUUAGGGGUAAAUUAAGCUAGAACGCUUGGAUUUCUGGGAUAUUUUGGGCAGUUGGGAAUGCUGCCGUUAGGAUUCGACGCCUUUCGUUUAGCACCUUACAAAAUUCCCCGAUUACGGACUCAGCCUUCGGUCGAUCCUCCAUUCAAAAAA
Molecule: messenger RNA, 2278 nt
Organism: Belonocnema kinseyi
Lineage: Eukaryota; Metazoa; Arthropoda; Insecta; Hymenoptera; Cynipidae
Product: probable E3 ubiquitin-protein ligase makorin-1
Exons: 6
Coding region: 491-1765 (424 amino acids)
Biological process (GO): protein polyubiquitination
Molecular function (GO): ubiquitin protein ligase activity; metal ion binding
Source: RefSeq, a predicted model, not a curated record